AUGAAGGAAAGGCAGCAGCACAAGACCCAGCCAUCUCCAUUCCCUCUCGCUAAAAAAGGUGGCAUCUGGAAAGCUCAUUUGGACACCGCCUUGAAGGCCAAACCAUUUGGAAGAGCAUCUCAUGCAAAAGAGAUUGUCUUGGAGAAAGUUGGUGUUGAAGCCAAGCAGCCCAAUUCUGCCAUCAAGAAGUGUGUGACAGUCCAGCUGAUUAAGAACAGCAAAAAUAUCAGCACCUUUGUUCCCAAUGAUGGCUGCUUGAACUUUAUUGAGGAAAAUGAUGAAGUUUUGGUUGCUGGAUUUGGUCGAAAAGGUCAUGCUGUUGGUGGUAUUCCUGGAGUCUGUUUCAAAGUUGUGAAAGUUGCAAAUCUUUCUCUUGUAAGGGGCUAA
This is a messenger RNA of Dromiciops gliroides (monito del monte), 387 nucleotides long. Its product is annotated as 40S ribosomal protein S23-like. Gene Ontology annotation, molecular function: structural constituent of ribosome. NCBI's taxonomy places the organism in Eukaryota, Metazoa, Chordata, Mammalia, Microbiotheria, Microbiotheriidae. Gene Ontology annotation, cellular component: cytosolic small ribosomal subunit; ribosome. Bases 1 to 387 code for a protein of 128 amino acids. Gene Ontology annotation, biological process: translation. The transcript has 2 exons. The record is from RefSeq and is a predicted model, not a curated record.